Setaria italica (foxtail millet) is the source of this 537-nucleotide messenger RNA. RefSeq names its product putative wall-associated receptor kinase-like 16. The record is from RefSeq and is a predicted model, not a curated record. The transcript has 2 exons. Gene Ontology annotation, cellular component: plasma membrane. The coding region runs from base 1 to 537 and encodes 178 amino acids. Lineage: Eukaryota; Viridiplantae; Streptophyta; Magnoliopsida; Poales; Poaceae. Gene Ontology annotation, molecular function: ATP binding; protein serine/threonine kinase activity. Gene Ontology annotation, biological process: protein phosphorylation; cell surface receptor signaling pathway.
AUGUCAAAUUUUGGUGCGUCGAGGUCGAUCCCAAUUGAUCAGACCCAUCUAGUCACAGCCGUGCAAGGAACAUUCGGAUACUUGGACCCGGAAUGCUACCACACUGGCCAACUCAACGAGAAGAGCGACGUUUACAGCUUUGGAGUGAUACUUCUCGAGCUAUUAGUAAGGAAGAAGCCAAUCUUUGAGAAUGAGAACGGCGAGAAGCAGAACCUGUCGAACUAUUUCCUAUGGGCGAUAGGUGAAAGGCCCCUCGAGGAGAUAGUGGACGACCAGAUUCUAGGGGAAGCAAGCGAGGAAGCGAUCGAGGGCACAGCUCGGCUGGCACAGGAGUGCCUCAGCCUGACGCGAGGGGAGCGGCCUACCAUGAAAGAAGUGGAGAUGAGGCUGCAGAUGCUGAGGACCAGCCACGCCGUUGCUCCAAGGUCGAGGAUGGACGAGGCGGUCCGUCCUCAAAUCAACGGGAUUAUUGGUGCUGUUCUGGUGGCUGCUGGUCACCACGGCUCACGGCAGUACAGCCUAGAGCAGGAGUUGUAG